Messenger RNA from Mycosarcoma maydis (corn smut), 2058 nucleotides. RefSeq lists its product as uncharacterized. Gene Ontology annotation, biological process: peptidyl-lysine monomethylation. The coding region runs from base 1 to 2058 and encodes 685 amino acids. The record is from RefSeq and is a predicted model, not a curated record. NCBI's taxonomy places the organism in Eukaryota, Fungi, Basidiomycota, Ustilaginomycetes, Ustilaginales. Gene Ontology annotation, cellular component: nucleus. Gene Ontology annotation, molecular function: protein-lysine N-methyltransferase activity; protein binding. The transcript has a single exon.
AUGACCGACUCGGCAAGCCAAACGACAUCGGGCGUAGAGGCCGCGUUUCUUGGAUGGUUUCGCCGAUCAGGCGGUGCAUUGGACCCCCGAUGCCGCAUCCAACCCAUCCCUGGAAUGGGGCGCGGUAUGGUGGCAAAAGCACCGAUCAACGUUGGCGAAACCAUCUUUGUGAUUCCUCGGCACAUUCUGCUCAAUCUGAGCACCUCAACACUUGCUCAGAGGUGUAGCGAGGCUGAAGCGUCACUAGCAUCCACAGCACGAACUGGCAGCUCUCAAGCACUCUCAUGGAAGCAGAUCAGCAUGAUGGGAUGGUUGCCGCUUAUCCUUGCCAUGAUGUACGAGCGGAGGAGAGCUGCUCGUGUCUCUUCAUCUACCGAAAACCUACCUCAAGAUGGAGACGUGUCGAUGGAAAAUGUAGAAGCCUCUGCUUCGUCAUGUUCGAAUGUCGCUAGGAUCGAAGGCACAGAUGCUGAAGGGUUACAUCAUCGCCACACCCCUCGAGCACAUGGGGAGCAGACAUGGGGGCCCUACCUCGACAUUCUGCCCACAGAGUUUAGUACGCCCAUGUUCUGGCAAGAGAAAGAUCUAUACCAUCUCUCGGGCACUUCCAUAGCCGACAAAAUCGCAAGAGAUGAGGCUGAGGCAGACUAUCACAACAAGGCAGCCCCCUUCAUCCGCUCCUUGCCAAGCAUCUUCAUGGAAGGAGUGGCUGAAGAACAGCGCGAUGCAGAAUUUGAUCAGUGGUAUUCACUCGAGACAUACCAUAUCAUGGGAUCAAGGAUCUUGAGCCGCAGCUUCCAUGUCAAAUGCCGCAAAAAGGGCUUGGAGGGCAAAACAGUUGACAUGGACGAUCUCAAUGGUGACGAGGUAGUGGAAGAAAACGCAGACGAAUCAGAAGCGGAAGUCUUGGAAGACGAGGGAGAAGUGGAAGCCCAUCAGAUUGGGGCUGGUAACGAAGCACAGAUGCAGGACGACACGAACGAGGGCAGCGAUGCCGAAGGCGACAAACAUGAUGAUGUUGACGACGAUAACGAGGACGACGACGAUGACGACAACGACGACGAUGACGACGAUGAGGAGGAACAGGAGAAUGUUGCCGACAUCUCUAUGACGCCCAUGGCUGAUAUGCUCAACGCGAAAUUUGAGUCGGACAAUGCUCGCUUGUUCUACAAGUCUCACGUGCUGGAAAUGCGUGCUACUAAGCCGAUCGCGGCAGGCGAACAGAUUUUCAACACGUACGCUGAUCCACCCAACAGUGAUCUACUUCGUCGAUACGGUCACGUAGAUGAGCCGAAUGGCAACGACGUUGUGGAACUCGACGCAAAGCUUGUCGUUCAAGCUGCCGUCAAUCGUCUUUCGACCCUGCUAGACUCGAGCGCACAAGAGCUACACAAAGACCUGGAGGCGCGACUCGAAUGGGCCUGUUCUUCUCUGGGAAUUGACGAAGUAUUCAUCCUCAACUAUCUCUUUGCUCCAGCCACCAAGGCACCUCACCGUGCACAACCGGAACGUCCUUCGACCAAGGAACUCAAAUCUGCUGCUACUGGUGGUGGCAUAUCGGAGGAGAUGAUAGCCCUCACCCGCAUUCUCUGCCAGUCUCGCGAUGCGUUCGAAAAAGCCAAAUCCAAGGGCAAAGGUCCCAGCGCACGUGUUGAAGCUCAGGAAGAGCACAUUCUUGCCGGAAAGGGCACCAAGGUUCGCGUUGCUGCGAGUCAGAUCAUGAUGGAUGCGAUUGACCUGCGACUCAAAGAGUACCCUAACGGAGCCAGCAUAGAAGAGGAAGAGGCCAAGCUGUACGGGGCUCGAAAGAGCGAGGUGGAUGGGGAAAACGAAAGACGUGCGUUGGUAGUGCGACUAGGUGAGAAAAGGGUUCUGCUGGAUCAAAAGCGAGUGCUGAAGUACGUGCUUGACAGGAUUCAUGAAGCAGAAAAGGAAGCAGCAGCCAAGGACAAGACUAGCAAACAAGAUGUCGGCAAGAGAAAGGGGGGAAGUGGCAGCUCCAGCAGCAACAAUCCAAAAAGCAAAUGGAUUAGCCAUACGAAAAAGCAGCGCCGUUGA